Molecule: messenger RNA, 1403 nt
Organism: Ilex paraguariensis (yerba mate)
Lineage: Eukaryota; Viridiplantae; Streptophyta; Magnoliopsida; Aquifoliales; Aquifoliaceae
Source: the annotation of a GenBank genome assembly
GAGAAUCGAAAGGCGAUUGGGAAACGCUGAAGAUAGAGAGAGAAAGUUGCGUUUAGAGAGCGAGAGAGAGUGAGUGAGCAGUGAAUCAAGUUUUGUUCUCUGAAACAAGAAGCUCUCUCUCCCAUGGAGUCAACAUUGUCUGCAACCACAACAACAAUGUCUCUGUUGGCCAUAACCAAAACCCUAAAUCCCAAUUCCAGCACCUUCGUGUCUCAGCUGCACCGCCGUUUCUCCACGAAUCGGUCGAGUAACUGUCUUCGGACUCAACUCGAAACUCUCCAGUUCAGACGCCUGCUACGCAACAGCAACUCGCUGUUUCAGUGUCACGGAUCGAACAAGUUCGGUUCGAUCUCUUCGAGCACAUUGAGGAGUUUGGGUGGGGUGGAUUUGAGGCCGAUGAAAAGCCGGUUGGAGUGUGUUUCGAGCUCUGCUGCUUCGUUUGCCAGUGGCGGCGGAGGGAUUGAUGGGAGUGGUAGUGAUGGUAAUGGAGGUGGUGGUGGUGGUGGUGGUGCGGCAGAAAGUGGAGAGGUGAAGGUGAAUUUGGGUGUGAGAGGGGCUGAGGAUGUUUCCGCUUUGUCUUCUGAUGUGAUAAUUCUUGAUGUUGGAGGGAUGACAUGUGGGGGGUGUGCCGCGAGUGUGAAGAGGAUUUUAGAAAGUCAACCACAUGUGUCUUCUGCUAGUGUCAAUCUUACAACAGAGACAGCAAUUGUAUGGCCUGUAUCUGAAGUGAAGGUUGCACCAAACUGGCAAAAAGAGUUGGGGGAGGAACUUGCGAAGCAUUUGACUACUUGUGGGUUUAAGUCUAACCUUCGAGGUCAGGAAGCUAUUGAAGGAGAUAUUCUGUCAUAGAAUGCAAAGGAUUUCUUGUAGGAGCAACCAUACUCCUUUAUGGUGAGUCUGGCAGCUACUAGUGGUGGAUUUGGUGGAAGGAGGCAUAUCUAUGACCGGAAAGCCCAAGCGUUUUGGAUAACCUACUGUUGUGCGACCUGAGUUGUUAAAGGAAAUUGUUCAGUAACAUCAGUUGAUUGAGGACUUCCAUCCUUUAAAACGAUUAAUGUAUCAAUUUUCAUGUCCCAUGACAAUGGGCAGUUACAAUGGCUGUACGGGUUGAACAACUGUCUAAUUGAAUUUUUCCUUCUCCUUUUUUCAAAUUUUCUCAUAUCUGAAGGAACAUUCAGUAUGUACUUCUGUCUGAGGUUUUGUAUUCCCCAUUGUCCUACAAAGGUCUCGUUGUCUGGAAUAAUUAGUUGACCGAGAAACUAUGCAAAAUAUAAUAUAAACUUCUACGUUUACAAAAUUGUUAUUUACCUGUAUUUAUGCCUUUGAAAUUCUUCGAAAUCUCCUGUUCUCACUGAUUUGCUCUAUUCUUCUGUUCAAUUCACUACACUCUUUUGUCAGUCCUU